UCAUAUACAAAACAAUACUCUAAGCUAGAUGUGCGGAUCUGUAGCCAGUUGAAACUUUUCACAGGGAGAGAGAUGGCUUCGCAAUCCAAUGAUCCUCGCCUACCGUCGGCUGCCCGGCCGUACAAGCAGCCGAUCGUCGCUCCGCAAGACCUCCCUGUCGAUUACUCAGGUUUCGUGGCCGUAAUUUUCGGCGUUUUUGGUGCCAUGUUCCGGUACAAGGUUUGCUCUUGGCUCGCAAUUAUUUUCUGUGCUCAGUCGCUAGCUAAUAUGAGGAAUAUCGAGAAUGAUCUCAAGCAGAUCUCCAUGGCCAUGAUGUUUGGUAUUAUGGGAUUGGUGACAAACUACAUGGGGUUGGGGCCUCGACCAAGCCCGAAAAGUUAGGAUCUUGGAUGUUCCAUUGUUCAAAAAGCUCCCACCUUGCUUAUCCAUGCCAACGGGUGGCAAUCACUCAUGUACCAUGUUCAAAAGUUGUACGACUACUGUCAUAUUUAGUUUUAACUCGUGCUGUUCAAAUUUUGUAUUAUCCGGGGUUGGAUGGGAUGUAUUUGGUUUUAGUUAGGGGUGGCAAAAUGAGUUAAGACUAGUUGACAAGGUCUCAUUUCCUGACUACUAAAAGGCAACAAGCCUUCUCGCAUAGCGAAGAAGGGACUUGUCUCAUUGAAUUUCGGACUUGCGGAAGUUCAAUUCAACCCAACUAGUUAUAGGUUGGGUUAGAUUGGUUAUAUUUUAAAAUGUGUUGAUAUGGUUGGAGUUAAAUAUAAUUAUAAUUUGUAUGGGUUCA
Molecule: messenger RNA, 781 nt
Organism: Sesamum indicum (sesame)
Lineage: Eukaryota; Viridiplantae; Streptophyta; Magnoliopsida; Lamiales; Pedaliaceae
Product: protein Asterix
Biological process (GO): protein insertion into ER membrane
Cellular component (GO): endoplasmic reticulum membrane
Molecular function (GO): protein folding chaperone
Source: RefSeq, a predicted model, not a curated record